Fusarium tjaetaba is the source of this 819-nucleotide messenger RNA. RefSeq names its product tagatose 1 6-diphosphate aldolase. The transcript is spliced from 3 exons. Gene Ontology annotation, molecular function: zinc ion binding; aldehyde-lyase activity. Lineage: Eukaryota; Fungi; Ascomycota; Sordariomycetes; Hypocreales; Nectriaceae. Bases 1 to 819 code for a protein of 272 amino acids. Gene Ontology annotation, biological process: carbohydrate metabolic process. The record is from RefSeq and is a predicted model, not a curated record.
AUGCCAGAAUCAACUGAAAAUUUGAGGCACACAAACAGAACCUUGCGUAUCUUGGAAGAUGCUGUCAAGGCUAUAGUCAAAGCAGCCGAAGCAAAACGAUCUCCCCUGAUUCUCCUCCUGUUUCCAUCCACUCUUAGACAACUACCAACUCUAGCCUGGGCAGCAUCCGCAGCUAUAAAAUCAGCGACCAUUCCGCUCUCUCUACAUCUCGAUCAUGCACAAGAUGUAUCUCAGAUCGAAGAAGUUGUUAAAACUUUGCCUUUCGACUCGAUUAUGGUUGAUAUGAGUCACUAUGACCACGAGGAAAAUCUUGCCAAGACCGCCGUACUGACGAAGUUGUGUCAUGAGCGGGGUAUCGCUGUCGAGGCGGAGAGUGGACGGAUCAAUGGAGGGGAAGAUGGCAUCGCUGAUACUGGCGAUCUUGAAGCUCUAUUUACUUCUCCCGAGGAGAUAGAAGACUUCCUCAAAGCAGGCAUCAACAUCCUGGCCCCAAGUGUUGGCAAUAUUCAUGGUGACUAUGGUCCCGAAGGACCACGACUUGACCUUGCUAGACUCGCAUCCAUUAAUCAACAGAUCCGCGGACGUGCAUUCAUGGCACUUCACGGGACAAAUGACUUCACCGCUAAGAUCAUGCAAGACUGCAUCAAAGCUGGAGCCGUGAAGCUCAAUGUCAACAAGUUGCUUUUGGAGAUUUGGCACGUCCAUUUGAAAGAAAAGGCACAAAUUCCUUUUAUGCAGCGUGUAGAUGAAGGGAUAGAGAUACUACAGGCUGAAGUCGAGAGAUGGAUAGAUAUUUGUGGAAGUGCUGGCAAGGCAUAG